CCAUGUGGAUCCAGGCCAGCGUCCUGCUGCUGCUGCUCGCCUGCUGCCCUCAGUCAGCUGAGGCUCAGAGCGUCAGGAGGCAAAGCAUCUGGGAAGAUCCCAUCAAAUUCAAAACCAAGGACAAUGACGUCUGCAACAUGAUCAUCACGGGUCAAGGGGACUUCACCAGGCUGAGGUUGUCCUGCCAGGGCAGCAAGCGCUCCUACUGGUGUGAAUACCUGGGCACGCCUCAAACCUGCCGCUCCUACAGCAAAAACCCUCGUCACUACUUCAUCCAGAUGAUGUGGGGCCUCAGGAAGCUGCACAACGCCUGCCAGGCACCGAGGCAGAUCAAACCUCACAUGUGCAGGAUGGCAAGUGAUGACUCUCAGAUGGUCUUCUCAUCUUCCUCCUUCUCCCGGCCGUGGUCAGAGGGGGCUUCCAGAACAGGAAGGCCUGCAAGACCUCCUGCACCUACGAGGCCUGAUUCACCAAGGAAACCCGCUCGAGUCACAGCGAGGGUAAGGACCACACAGAGAAGCAGACCACAGCCAACGACACCUCCUGCUGAGACGAACGCCAAGAGGAUGGCUCGGCAGUACUGCUGGAGGUCGCUUCAAGGCAUCUGCGGCUACGUCAUCGGAUUGUUUCGGAACUAACGAGGAGGAUGUUUAAAUUCUGAUGAAGAUAACUUCUGCUGUCUGAUUAAAUCGCCCUCGGAGGGAAACUCCAGACCAGAAGUGUGUCGACUGAGCUAGAAGAACUGUAGCGCUCUCCUCAGGGGAAGGGAUGGUACUGCUGUGACGUCCAGGCCGGAUUUAUUACUGAGGCCUGCGUGCAUCAUCCUCCAAAUGUCACAGCGGGAGAAAAACAAAAAAACGUCUCAGAUGUGUAAGAACAAAUGUUUAGCUAAAUGGUUCAGACAGGAAGUUCUAGGUUACAGCAUCAUGUGAGCCCAGCACAGGAGAGACCACCACUCAUGUGUCACUUAUUUGGACUUUUGUUUGUUAACUUGUGUACUGCAUCAUUUAAUACUACCUUGAAUAUUACAUCACAGUAAAGUUGUUUUGUGUCUGAAGAGGCCGACAUGUGACACGUGUACUGAAUGUGAAAAUGAUUGUAUCAAAUAAAUAAAUAAAUAA
Messenger RNA from Acanthopagrus latus (yellowfin seabream), 1121 nucleotides. It is a transcript of the gene fgfbp2a, whose product is annotated as fibroblast growth factor binding protein 2a. Gene Ontology annotation, molecular function: growth factor binding. Gene Ontology annotation, biological process: cell-cell signaling. The transcript has 2 exons. The coding region runs from base 3 to 638 and encodes 211 amino acids. Lineage: Eukaryota; Metazoa; Chordata; Actinopteri; Spariformes; Sparidae. The record is from RefSeq and is a predicted model, not a curated record.